GACACAGCGGAUGUGAAGCGAAAACCGAAAUUGAUCGUCGGCGUGUUCUGUACGUUAAAAACGUCCUGAGCAAAUCGCUGGUAACUCGUUUAGAGCGAGUCCCUUUCAGCCAUGAAUACAGUGAGUGGACCGGUCCAACAAAUUAGUAUAACUGCCGCCGUCUGUGUACAUAAUAGCAACGUUUGAACUACUACUUUGACAAACUGAGUUCCUGCGCAUCGCCAGACGUUGAUGAACCGCUCGAACACAGCAGAGCUGUGUAGGCAGCCGCUGACUUGUGCGCAUGUGCGAUGUAGAUUUCGGGGAUGGGUCUAUCGAUGGAAUCAAGAUGGCGACUCUGGCGAAAGCGCCAAUAUAUUUACUGAAGUAGAUGUCUAAAAUUAACCGCUGUAGCGGGUUUUGUCAAACCCCUCGGGGGUUCCGUGAAACAUGAAGACCGUGAGCAUGUUUUGGAAUAGGAACUGACCGGGAUUAAUACCGUAACAAAGUCAGCGAGAUGUGCGAGAGCUAUGCCCGCUCGCUGCUGCGUGUUUCGGUGGCGCAGAUCUGCCAGGCUCUGGGCUGGGAUGCGGUUCAGCUCACUGCGUGCGAUCUGCUGUCCGAUGUGCUGCAUCGAUAUAUCCAGCAGUUGGCCAGGGCCUGCCAUCGGUACUCUGAGCUCUAUGGAAGAACAGAUCCAGUCCUGGACGAUGUCAGCCAGGCCUUCAGGCUGCUGGGGGUGAGUCUGAGUGAACUGGAGGACUACGUCCACAACCUGGAGCCUGUGGCCUUCACCCAUCAAACACCGCUCUUUCCUGUUAGCAAAAACAAUGUCCUGCAGUUUCCCCAACCUGGAGCCCGAGAUGCAGAGGAAAGGAAGGAUUAUAUUCCAGAUUACAUGCCACCCCUGGUCUCCUUACAAGAAGAAGAGGAGGAGGAGGAGGUCCUUGCUGACAUGGGCACCUCAGCCGAGGCUAUGCAGGUGGCACUGGAAGAGGAUGAGGAGGAAAUGGACGAAGACGAGACGGUCAACGAUGAGAACCACCCACUGAAGAGGCACCUGGACAGUCCUGAUGCAGCUAUGGGCAUGAUGCCUACCUCCAAGAGGCCGCGCAUGUACCCUGGCCUCAGCCCAGAAUGGGGCACUGAGCCAAGGGAGCCCCUUACCUCUCUCAACCCUCAACGUGUUCCCCCAGGCAUGCUGCCUACUCAUGAUAGCCUUGACCCCCUGUCACCUGAAACACCUUCUGGAGCCCUGCCUUCCUUCAGACCUCAGCCGGUAGUACCAAAACACUCAGAUCAAAAGGGCCUCACCACUCCAGGAAGAAAGCCUAGGGUCUCAUCCCCUGGGAGACAACGGACUAAGUCCCCUAAAGGGGUCAUUCCUGUUCCAGUGGGUGGUAGUCCCAUUCAAUCUCCAAAACCAUCUAAGGAAAGAAAGAAAUCCCCAGGGAGGACUAAGAGUCCUAAAAGCCCCAAGAGCCCAAAGAUGGUUUCAGCUAAAACAUCCCAACCCCAGAGCAAGACAGAUGGUGUGCAUAAGCUACCGCUGUCUGCGCUGAGUGAGAGGAUGGGCAAAGAAAACAUCCAUAUGCGUCUGAAUAUAGAGGACAGGGAGUUAGCUGAGGGCCCCUUCAAGAAACUGGAGCCUGAUAAUACAGCCAUCGAUGACUCCAUUGAUGCUGUGAUUGCCAGAGCGUGUGCUGAACGGGAGCCUGAUCCUUUUGCUUUUUCCUCGGGCUCUGAUUCAGAUAGCAACGGAUUCUCCAGCCCCAGGAGGCUGACCAUCAUGGAACCGUCUACGCCUAAAGUCCUGAUAGGAGCCAACAACACUGUAAAAGACACUUCAACACCACUUCACCCACACACACACGCAGGCCUAGGAAACUGGACUAUGGAUGAUUCAAUCAAUGAGGUGAUCCGAAAGGUCAACCAGGGUGGUCCAUCGGCACCCCCGCCUAACCAAGGAGAAUAUGUGUCCUCGGGAUCAGCCUCACCACCUACUCCUGAACCUCUGCUCAAGGUGUUUGAGGAGAAGAACAAGAUUGUGUCAUCAGUAGAUGUCAAGAAAAAGCUAAAGAAGGAGCUCAAAACUAAAAUGAAGAAGAAGGAGAAAGACAAGCCGAAAGACAAAGACCGGGAAAAGGAUAAGAGCAAGCUGAAAGAGAAGAACAAGGAGAAGAACAGGGAUAAAAACAAGGAGUUUUCCAAGGACAGCAAGAUGCCCUGGAAGGAGUUCGGAAUGAAGGAUGAUGAGCUCUUUGUUCAGCGAGACUUUACUCUGCCUGAGGGCUCCCUCAAGAUAAAAACCAGAGAUGGAGAUGGCCCUAAGAAGGAGAAAGAGAAACACAAAGACAAAAAGAAGGAUAAAGAAAAAAGUAAAAAGGACAAAGAUAAGAGGGACAAGGGUAAAGACCGAAGCAAGGACGACAGGCAGAAACAAUCUGCGUUAGCCCCCUUUGCUCUGAGUGAAGUCCCACCACUGUUCAGCCCCUCUGCCUGCCUGCGCAUACCCUCCAUGCUUCCUCCUUUGGCCCCGAUCCUCCAGGAUAAGGACAUAAAGAGCAAGGAGAAGGACAAGAAGAAAGACAAGAAGGAGAAGAAGAAGAAGAAAGACAAGGAGAAGGAUAAGGAGCGAGAGAAGGCCAAAGAAAAGGAGAGGGAGAAAGAAGAGAAGAGGAAAGAAAAGGAGAGGGAAAAGGAAAAACGAGAAAAAGAGAAAGAAAAAGAGAGAAUUCGAUUGGAGAAGGUGAAAGUGGACACUCCAGCAGCUUUACCGUCUCCAGUCAUCCCCAGACUGACACUCAGGGUGGGAGCAGGCCAGGACAAAAUUGUUAUCAGCAAGGUGGUUCCAAAUUCAGAGCCCAAGACGCCAGCACCCAAGACCCCCGCUGCCAAGUCUGGACCUGGGAAUCGCCCUCGGACGCCCCCGCCUCCUCCAAUACUCUCCCCAGUUGCACCUACUAUGCUUCCACCUGCCUCUCCACUCCCGCCAGCUCCGGCCCCUUCGUCACUGCUCUCCCCUGCCCCUAUGCUCUCUCCCCCCGCCGCGUCCUUCAAAACACCGGUCCGCAGCGUAGUAACUGAGACUGUCAGUACCUACGUGAUCCUAGAUGAAUGGGGAAAUCAGAUCUGGAUUUGUCCUGGAUGCAACAAACCUGAUGAUGGCAGUCCCAUGAUAGGAUGUGAUGACUGUGAUGAUUGGUAUCAUUGGCCUUGUGUUGGGAUCCUUACAGCCCCUCCCGAGGACCAGCAGUGGUUCUGUGUUAAAUGUUCCAGCAAGAAGAAGGACAAAAAACACAAGAAAAGGAAACACAAACUGCAUUGAGACUAUGCAAAAAGCACAUAUUUUGGACUUUUUUGGACAUAAAGCCAUCACUGAACACUCGUGGCACUGCUGUAAAAUAAAAAAAAGAGGAAGUUUAAAAUUGUGGCUGAUACUAACAUUGGAUGAUUUUUUUAAUGACGUCAGCCAUGAUGCGUUGUGAGUUGGCAAGAAAAAAGGCUUUAACCAGCACAUAUCCAGCCUUAGUUCUCAUGUGGGCUCUGAUUUUCCCUUUUCACCUGUAAAUUGUUUGCUUGUUGUUUUGGAUGUCCAGUCGUAGGAGAUUAUGACAAUUAUGUUUGUAUAGGGAGACCAUGACAAUUUGUCUAUGAUGAGAGCUCAACAAAACAGAGAACCAGAGAACAACUAACAUCCAUCGUCUUUAUUUCUGUUACCUCCGUGUUGUCACAAGAGGAAUGACCUGUAAGUCAAACCUUUCCCCAGUUUUCUGCAGUAUCAUUGAAAUGUCAUGUAUAUAAUGAUGAUGGCAUCAGGUGUGUAUAAAUGUGUCAAUACCAACUUCCAAGCCAAGUGCAUUUUGUUCUUAGGAUUCUGACUUGUUAAAUCCAUUUUCAGAUAUUGGUUUUUAACUCAAAUGAUUUUCUGUAAUUUCUGUACAUUUUUUAAAUUUAAAAUUUGUAUUUUUUCUUCAUAUGGAUUUGUCCCGGAGUUAUACUGUAGCUGUGCUUGUAAUGUAAUUCAUUUCGCUGAUAUUUCAAUAUUAAAGAUGAACAGUCUGUGUACUCACAGACUUUAAGACAUAAAUCUCA
Messenger RNA from Siniperca chuatsi (mandarin fish), 4074 nucleotides. It is a transcript of the gene taf3, whose product is annotated as TAF3 RNA polymerase II, TATA box binding protein (TBP)-associated facto. The record is from RefSeq and is a predicted model, not a curated record. Gene Ontology annotation, molecular function: protein heterodimerization activity. The coding region runs from base 497 to 3307 and encodes 936 amino acids. Gene Ontology annotation, cellular component: transcription factor TFIID complex. NCBI's taxonomy places the organism in Eukaryota, Metazoa, Chordata, Actinopteri, Centrarchiformes, Sinipercidae. The transcript has 7 exons.